Torulaspora globosa is the source of this 1875-nucleotide messenger RNA. RefSeq names its product coronin (gene CRN1). NCBI's taxonomy places the organism in Eukaryota, Fungi, Ascomycota, Saccharomycetes, Saccharomycetales, Saccharomycetaceae. The record is from RefSeq and is a predicted model, not a curated record. Gene Ontology annotation, molecular function: actin filament binding. The transcript has a single exon. Gene Ontology annotation, biological process: actin filament organization. The coding region runs from base 1 to 1875 and encodes 624 amino acids.
AUGAGUGGAAAGUUCGUACGUGCCUCCAAGUAUAGACAUGUAUUCGGUCAACCGGCGAAGAAAGAACUGCAAUACGAAAACAUCAAGGUCACAAACAACGCCUGGGACUCGAAUAUAAUAAAGAGUAAUGGCAAAUUUAUCUCUGUCACCUGGAAUGCUUCCGGUGGCGGUGCCUUUGCUGUAAUUCCCGUGGAAGAGGUUGGCAAGUGUCCUGAUCAAGUCCCUCUCUUCAGAGGACAUUCUGCGCAGGUGCUUGACACGGACUUUGAUCCAUUUAACGAUCACAGAUUAGCGUCUGGAUCGGAUGAUUCAAAGAUUGGCAUCUGGGAGAUACCGGAGAACUACUCGUUUCACAAUUAUCUCGACGAGAACGGAGAAGUCUUGGAUAUCGAACCUAUCAAGAAGCUCUCCGGUCAUACGAGAAAGGUAGGACACGUUCUCUUCCAUCCUGUGGCCCAGAACGUGUUGGCAUCAUCGUCGUUGGACUACACGGUGAAAUUGUGGAACGUGGAGACUGGAGAGAACCUGAUUACGCUGAAACAUCCAGAUAUGGUGACAUCGAUGUCUUUCUCUUACGAUGGUAAUCAUCUGGCAACUGUCGCCCGCGAUAGGAAGCUCAGAGUUUGGGAUAUAAGAAAGGAAGAAGUCAUUAGCGAGGGACAGGCACACGCGGGAGCCAAGAAUCAGAGAGUUGUCUGGUUGGGCAACAGUGAUAGACUAGCCACUACCGGUUUCUCGAAACUAAGCGAUCGUCAAAUCGGUAUAUGGGACGCCUUUAACUUGGAAAAGGGAGAUCUCGGCGGGUUUUACACCGUGGAUCAAUCUUCCGGAAUAUUGAUGCCAUUUUACGAUGACGGUAACAAGAUUCUUUAUCUCGCUGGUAAAGGCGACGGUAACAUUCGUUACUAUGAGUUUCAAAAUGACGAACUGUUUGAGCUUUCGGAGUAUCAAUCGACCGAUCCUCAGAGAGGCUUCGCGGUCGCACCAAAGCGCAUGGUCAACGUGAGGGAGAACGAGGUUCUCAGAUGCUUCAAGACCGUGGUUGACCACUGCAUCGAGCCGCUGUCCUUUUAUGUCCCCAGAAGGUCCGAGGAAUUUCAGGACGAUAUAUAUCCAGAUGCUCCGUCCGGUAAACCAGCUUUAACAGCGGAAGAAUGGUUCUCUGGGAAAAGCGUGGAAGGCCCGAUUCUAAUUUCAAUGAGAAAUGUCUACGAUGGAUCUGAACUGACGUUCCACGCGUCUAAGAAAGCCAUCAAAAAGGAAUCGAGCGUCAAGUCUCCCAGUCCCUCUCCUAGUCCCGCCGCUGAACAGGCGAAAAAAGACAUUAAGAAGAACGAGCCUACGGAAGCGGAAAGUCCAGCCCCCGUUUCCAAAAGCGUUUCCCCCAGACCACCACCCGUCAAGGAGACUUUCAGACACGACGAGUCCGUCGACAGGCUUCUGCAAAGGGCCACUGAAUUCGACAAGGCCAACGAUGCGGAAGAUCCAUCGAGAGACACCUCUGGCUGGGAUGAAGAGGACGAGAAGCCAGCACCAGUCGACCUCCCAGCCGCAAGGAACGAGAUUCCAACCAAAGAACGCUCGGAACCGCCAGCUAAGCCCUCUCAGACAGCUGAAGAAAAACCAGCGCCUGUCGAACCAGUUUCACAAGCGACCCCCGCUUCCUCAAAACCCGAGGAUGCACCCAAGCCUGACACGACACAACUAAACGGUGCAGCCAAGUCCCUGGGUUUAAAGCAGUCGGUCGAGAAACUGUCUAGUCUUGUUAUCGCGCUUGAAGCUGUUGUCGAGAAAUUGGCGGCGUCUAAUCUCGAAAAAGACGAACGGUUACGGAAGCUAGAGCUCAAGAUCGAAGAGCUAGUGAGCAUGAAGUGA